GGCAAUCGUACUUCCGCCGGAAGAAGGUCACACAAAUGAGUGCAGCCCAGUGAAGAUGAAUCACGGUGGCUCUUCUACAGAGCUCUGUUAGAAGUGGCAUUGUGUAUUAGAAUCUAUAUGUACGCUAAUGUGCGUUAAAAAUGAAGACAGUCCCUACCAGGGACGAAAGAAUAAAAUACCGGAAGAAGGUCAAUAGGAAGCGUCCGUAUACCCGGAAGGAUCCCCGUGUGAGUCUCUGCUGUCCUGGCAGCCAGUUACAGUUGCUUGGGUGAGAUGGUGCCGUUAAAUCGCGACUUUCACAACUAAAUCUGGGAGGAUAAAUUUAUAUUCCACUGGAUCCAGAUUAUUAGUGUUUCAAGAUGGAAUCCGAUAAAUCCCUGCUCUCUACAGAGCUGAAUGAAGAGAUGGAAGAAGCUCUGUAUGAGCAGAUGUUGUUACAGGCUAAACAAGAAAUACAAAGCAGACUUCCAAAUCCACCAGACUCUAAACAAAUCCGUCCCCAGCCAGGUUUCUGCAUUAAAACACGCACAUCUAAAAAUGCAAAGAUCUUCAUUAACAUCUGCAAGUCCAGCCAGAUACCGGCACCCCCAGACCUCAGUGAGCAGGAGUUGGUCACCAUCCUGGAAUCGGAUGAUCCCUCUGGCUAUCGUGUCCCCAUGAGCAUCGGAGAGCCACACGUCGAAGUAGAUAACAGUGGUAGUGGUUGCACAGCCUAUGACCUUGUAAUAAACCAUUCUUUUUUUGACAAGAUUAAGAGUAAUGAGUUGUUCAAGGAGUUCUUUAUCACUGUGGCAAUGGAAGGACUUGAGAACAAGUAUGAACUGGAGCUCUCUAGAGAAUGGCGAAUGUUGAAGAAUAGAAAGUUCAUGGGCUCCAUCUCUGAGCAAAAUAUCAGAACAAAAUCCAAACCUAUGAUCCAGGAGAUGGACACAAGGUCCACACAGCUUCCUCCAAGCAAGUCUUUAAUUUCAGAAAUUCAAAGCUCACCAGUGGUACCUGAAUACUCCAUCAUGGCAGAACCUCCUGAAGGACACCCUGAAUUUUUGGUGGCUGAAAUCUCCAUACCUAAAGUGUCCUCUGUCAGAUCUAUCGUACUAGACCUGGGGGAAGACCGCAUUGUAUUGCUGGGACGUCCUGACUUGUACCAUCUGGACAUCUUCAUGCCUUACAACAUUGUCCAAGAAGAAAGUGGUGCCCAGUUCAAUAAGGACACAAAGGUGCUGACUAUCACAAUGCCAGUCCAGUCAUCUUAGCAGUGGGCACUGCGUUAUCUGGUUUUGAAAAUAUGUCCUGUAUAUCGAUCCAGUGGAUCCAGCUUGGAAAAACUCUCAUUUUACAUCUGUAUAAAGUGUUUUGUGUAUGAAAAGCUUUUUGGAGCACAAGCUGGAAGAGUACUGAAUGGAAUUGUGAUUUAGUGAUAUGCCUACUCCCACCAGUGUCACACCGAGCUGAUUAUAACACGACCUGUUUGUAUAUUUUG
Messenger RNA from Pseudophryne corroboree (corroboree frog), 1480 nucleotides. RefSeq names its product PIH1 domain containing 1 (gene PIH1D1). Gene Ontology annotation, cellular component: ribonucleoprotein complex; R2TP complex; cytoplasm. The transcript has 11 exons. Bases 360 to 1253 code for a protein of 297 amino acids. Gene Ontology annotation, biological process: rRNA processing; box C/D snoRNP assembly. NCBI's taxonomy places the organism in Eukaryota, Metazoa, Chordata, Amphibia, Anura, Myobatrachidae. The record is from RefSeq and is a predicted model, not a curated record.